This is a messenger RNA of Stegastes partitus (bicolor damselfish), 5734 nucleotides long. It is a transcript of the gene slka, whose product is annotated as STE20-like kinase a. Bases 462 to 4079 code for a protein of 1205 amino acids. The record is from RefSeq and is a predicted model, not a curated record. Lineage: Eukaryota; Metazoa; Chordata; Actinopteri; Pomacentridae. The transcript has 19 exons. Gene Ontology annotation, biological process: protein phosphorylation. Gene Ontology annotation, molecular function: ATP binding; protein serine/threonine kinase activity.
AACUUCUGUGUGGUCAUCCAACCGAAACAUGAGGUCCGCUGACUGUCCGUUUUUUCCUCGGUAACGUGAAACGGCAAAAAAAAAGAAAAUGUCGCCUUGGGUGUGAUGAUAUGGUCGAUAUUUGCGGUUCAAUUUCUAUUUUUUUCUGUCUGAAACGGAAACACCAGCCUUUGCGGAACAGCGAACUCUUCUCUGUAUCCCUCACCUCGUCCGCCUGCGUCCUGUUAGGGCUGCUAGCUACGAUGUGAUUGUGAAUAACCGCCGUCGAGGGAAGUUAUAAUUGACAUUAUCAUAGCUGAAUGGCUCCAGCACCGGCCUGUCUGCCUUCAUUUAACGCCUGCAUGCCCCUUUUCCGAUAGCCAUUUGUGAGCUCCGCCGUCGGGAGGAACCGCUACGUUUUCUUGGCGGAAAUAACCGAACGAGACCGCAUCCACAGCGCUGUAGUUCACAUCUGAGGGAAGAUGUCUUUCUUCAAUUUUCGGAAGAUAUUCAAGUUAGGGCCCGAUAAGAAGAAGAAGCAGUACGAGCAUGUGCACAGAGAUGUGAAUCCGGAGGAAAUUUGGGAGAUUAUUGGGGAGCUGGGAGAUGGAGCGUUUGGGAAAGUGUACAAGGCACAGAACAAGCAGAAUGGGACUCUCGCUGCUGCUAAGGUUAUCGACACAAAGACCGAGGAUGAAUUGGAGGAUUACAUGGUCGAGAUCGACAUUCUGGCUUCUUGCAACCACCAUCACAUUGUCAAACUGCUGGAUGCCUUCUAUUUUGAAGGCAAACUUUGGAUUCUGAUCGAGUUCUGUGCGGGUGGUGCAGUCGAUGCCAUCAUGCUGGAACUGGAGAGACCCCUGACGGAGCCCCAGAUCCGUGUGGUGUGUAAGCAGACCUUGGAAGCCUUGAUUUACCUCCAUGACAGCAAAGUCAUCCACAGAGACUUGAAAGCCGGGAACAUUCUCCUCUCCUUGGAAGGAGAUGUAAAACUGGCUGACUUUGGGGUGUCUGCUAAAAAUACCAAGACGCUACAGAGAAGAGAUUCUUUCAUCGGCACUCCGUAUUGGAUGGCCCCCGAGGUGGUAAUGUGCGAAACUUCCAAAGACCGUCCGUACGACUACAAGGCCGACAUCUGGUCCCUCGGGGUAACCCUCAUCGAGCUGGCACAGAUUGAACCACCCAACCACGAGAUGAAUCCCAUGAGAGUGCUGCUGAAAAUAGCCAAGUCCGAGCCGCCCACACUCAUGCAUCCCUCUCGCUGGUCACCAGAAUUCAACGACUUUCUGCGGAAGGCACUUGAUAAGAAUGUAGACAAUAGGUGGAGCGCACCACAGCUUUUACAGCAUCCUUUUGUCACCAGUGUUACUGAUAGCAGGCCUCUCCGAGAGCUCAUCGCUGAGGCCAAAGCUGAAGUCACAGAAGAGAUUGAGGAUAGCAAAGAGGAGGAAGAGGAAGAAGAGGCCGAUACACCUCUGGCUGUUCCUGGGCAUAAGCGGGCGCCGUCAGAUGCCAGCGUGGCCAGCUCAGAGGAUGACAAAGUCCCACCGACCCCCUCCACCCUCGAAUCUGUUACAGAAAAGACGGAGGCUGAGCCUGCUGAGGACCGAACCAGUGAUAAGCUUUCUGAUGAAGGACUUGGAACAAGUGAAGUAGACAAGACUGAAGAGGAGAAACUCAAUGAGGUGUCUGAUGCCAGUAAUGAAGACCUGCCCUCUGGACUAACUGAGCCUGGAAAGGACUUGGUCUCUCAAGAUUCUAAAGAACCUAAACCAGAAGGCAAUCAAGCUGAAGAGAUCCCUGCUGAGCCUGUAGUAUCACAACCAGAAGAGCCUGUAGAGACAGUAGAUGGUCAAGAAUCUGUCGCAGUUGGUCAAGAAACAGAGGAAGAACAGAAGGAGACAGAAGAAAUUAAAAUAAAUGAUCAACCCUCCCAGGUAACAGAGGAGGAACAGGGACCAGAGGAGGUAAAACAAGAUGAAGAAAAAGAAGCAAGUACAGAAGAAAACAGAGAAUCACAAGAGAAACCUGAAGAAACACCAGAGAAAACUGAAUCCAUAUCAGGAGAAGUGGCACAGACAGAAGAACAAGGCAAAGAACCGGAUGAAGAAGCACCUCAACACAAAGUGACAGAGGACAGAGUAGAAGACAUGGCUAAUGGCACAGAUGUAAACAUAGACACGGAAAAUGUAGAAUCAGAUUCAAUAGACACAAACAUAAAUGGAGACAUAGACACAAAGUCAAGGGUGGAUGAAUCCUCCACUGAGGUUCUGGUAGAGGACAAGGCCAUAGAGGGUCAGCCAGAAGAGAAACCCAAGGAUGAGGCCUCUGAGGAGCCACAGCAGCCAGAACAAGAGAAUCAGACCAGAGAGGAGGUUGAACUGGAGGAACAAGCACCAACUGAGUCCACAAAUGGAGUUAGUCAUGAAGCCAAAGACACCUCCGAAGAUUCAGAGCAGGUGGUCCCAUCUAAAGACGUCCCUGUGAAAGAAGAUGAGGAGAAAGCGACCCGUGCAGAUGAGAGCACUUCCCAAGAUGCUGUCUCUGUUCCUGAGAGUGAAACAGAUUCCGAACCUAAGAUGGAGCAAGGAAGCCCUGCUGUGAUUAAGCCAGAUGUGGAGAAGGACUCUGACUCUGGAAGCAGCUCUGCUGCCGAUAGCAGCAGCCUCGACCUCAAUCUGUCCAUCUCCAGCUUCUUGUCCAAAAGCAAAGAAGGAGGCUCUGUGUCUAUGCAGGAGUCAAGACGUCAGAAGAAGACUCUGAAGAAGACACGAAAGUUUAUGGUGGAUGGUGUGGAGGUCAGCGUGACGACGUCAAAGAUAGUGACAGAUAACGACACCAAGAAUGAGGAGAUGAGGUUCCUGAGGCGGCAGGAGUUAAGAGAGCUGCGCCUUCUUCAGAAAGAGGAGCAAAGGGCCCAGCAGCAGCUGAGCAACAAGCUGCAGCAGCAGAGAGAGCAGAUCUACCGGCGCUUUGAACAGGAAACUACUGCUAAGAAGCGUCAAUAUGACCAAGAAGUGGAGAAUCUUGAGAAGAAGCAGAAACAGACCAUCGAGCGACUGGAACAGGAUCACACCAGUCGCCUCAGAGACGAAGCCAAACGCAUCAAAGCGGACCAAGACAAGGAGCUCUCCAAGUUCCAGAACAUGCUGAAGAACCGGAAGAAAGAGGCCAAGCAGGAGGUUGGACAAUCACCCAAACACAUGAGAAAAGAGCUCAUGAAACGCUUAAAGGAGGACCUAUCGCUCCUCAAGACUGCAGAGGAGCAGGAGUUCCUACAGAAGCAGCAGCAAGAGCUGGAUGGAGCUCUGAAGAAAAUCAUCCAGCAGCAUAAAGUGGAGAUCGCGACUAUUGAGAGAGACUGCCUCAACCACAAGCAGCAGUUAAUGAGAGCCCGAGAGGCCGCCAUGUGGGAGUUGGAGGAGCGCCACCUGCAGGAGAAGCACCAGCAGCUGAAGCAGCAGCUGAAAGACCAGUACUUCAUGCAGAGACACCAGCUGCUGAAGAGGCAUGAGAAAGAGAUGGAGCAGAUGCACCGCUACAACCAGCGUUUGAUAGAGGAGAUGAAGAACAAACAGACUCAAGAGAGGGUUCGUCUGCCCAAGAUCCAGCGCAGCGAUGCCAAGACUCGCAUGGCCAUGUUCAAGAAGAGCCUUCGCAUCACCGCCACGGCAUCUGUCACCCCGGAGCAGGAGAGAGAAAAGAUUAAACAGUUUGCUGCACAGGAAGAAAAGAGGCAGAAGAACGAGAGACUCCAUCAGCACCAGAAACACGAGAACCAGAUGAGAGAUCUGCAGCUGCAGUGCGACUCUAACAUCAGGGAGCUGCAGCAGCUGCAGAAUGAGAAAUGCCACCUUCUGAUUGAACACGAAACCCAAAAGCUGAAGGAGCUGGAUGAGGAGCACAGCCAAGAGAUUAAGGAAUGGAGAGAGAAGCUCAGACCCAGGAAGAAGGCGUUGGAGGAGGAGUUCACACGAAAGCUGCAGGAGCAGGAGGUUUUCUUCAAGAUGAGCGGGGAGUCCGAAUGCCUUAACCCCACCACCCAGAGCCGAGUAUCCAAGUUCUACCCCAUCCCAAACCUGCACAACUCUGGUUUAUAGCCUCGUGGGUGUCUGUGCUAACACAACAGACUCCGGCUGCGCUCACAGACUUUUCCAGGUGGAUCGACAUCAUUUCUCUGACCGCUAGCGAUAAACAUGAAAAUGUCCUCACUGCUUUGAUUCCACCAUUAGUGAGCAUGACGUGCCUACACACCGUUCCCUCACUUAAUCAAGUUUUCUCAGCCUGCUGGGAAACCUCUAACAGAUAAUAUGCACUUUUUUGAGCAUGUUCAGAUUUUAAAAGUCUGCGGUUGGUAGCUAAGGUCAGUCAUGCUUAUCAAGUUAUUGUAAGCACAGCCUGCUACGGUAUGAAUGAUCUCCAGUGCCUCAUAUGUUCUUUUUUUCCUCUCUGCAUUUAGGCCCUUCCCUGUGUUUUCUACAGCUUGCAGUAAACGCGAUGCCCCCCCCCAGAAUGUUUUGCACUUAACUGGUUAUCAUUUCCGCUCAUGAUCACAACAUGUCGAGAGAUUUCUUUUAAUCAUUUCACACAGGCUGAAAUUCAGUUUUGCUGCAUGUAAAAUAGAUCUCGAUGAAGGGAGACGUACGGAGGAGUCAAAAGAAAACAGUCUGUAGUUGUAAGACGUUGUUAUGGCUGUGUAGUCUUCUGUGCGCAGUGUCUGAUGUCGUCAUGGGAGUCAAAAAAAACAGCGUCAUACGGCUGUGAGUUCAAAUGAAAAAGAAUGUACUGUGUUGCAAGUGUGUACCUACAUAUGAAGUUUAAUCAAACGCUGUGCUUACCAUGAGCAUUUUACCGUCUGGAGAGAUGAAUGAACAAAAGUAUAUCUAUUUAUUUAGCACAUAAUAUCAUUUCAGUGCUGUAAAACACACAUCUCCCAGUUAAACACACCGGUGACAUGUUGCUUCCUGAAGAAUUUUUUUUAUAUAUAUAUAUAAAGUAAAUCACUUUACUUUUUGGGAGUUAAUUUGAGCGAUAUUCUCACAAACGAAUGAUUUGCUGUAAACUAUGAAACUUAAGGAAUGUAAAGCUGUUGAUUUGCACUGUUUUGCCACAUGAGCUAAAGAAAAAAAAUAUGCAGUCGUAAACUUUGCCCUUUGUCUCACCCGAGCCUAUUCAACCUCCAACUGAAUCGUUUCAGCAUCUUUUUCUUGCUUUUUUAAAAAAAAUUACUUACGAUUUUACCUUUUUUUCAGAUAUGCCCUUAGUAUUUUACGACCACUUCUGUUUUCUAAGCCUGUAUUCCUGAUAUAUUGCUGCUGUAAUCGCUCUUCACGGUGAGCUGUUGCUCUUGUCGAGACCAGUGCUGUAACUGUAUGAACUUCAGUGUGUGAGGAGAUGCCCUCCGCUGUAUUUUACGAGCAAAGUAUUGACGGUUCACAACACGAGAUUAGUUUGUCCUGCCACUGCAUCCCAUCAACGCAUGUUAGAAUUUCCGUACGCUGACAUCAACUCGUGUUUUGUCACAAAUGCUGGAUUUUAAUCGGAGGCAUCAGAGGAUGUGUCAUGUGAAUUACACCAUUCGACCCAUAGAGUUCAGAUAUUUUUUUAUUUUAAGUUACAGCAUUUUGAUGUGUCAUUCUACCACAAUGUAUAUUCUUAGUAUAUGCAUUUUUGAUGUCAGAUCAAAUGUAUUUAAUGUGUCUUUAUAAAUGGACUUUUUUUUUUGUUUUCCUUGUAAAUAAAAAUAUUGACUGUU